This is a messenger RNA of Piliocolobus tephrosceles (Ugandan red Colobus), 3853 nucleotides long. It is a transcript of the gene PPP2R2B, whose product is annotated as protein phosphatase 2 regulatory subunit Bbeta. The record is from RefSeq and is a predicted model, not a curated record. Gene Ontology annotation, cellular component: protein phosphatase type 2A complex. Lineage: Eukaryota; Metazoa; Chordata; Mammalia; Primates; Cercopithecidae. The transcript is spliced from 10 exons. Gene Ontology annotation, molecular function: protein phosphatase regulator activity; protein binding. The coding region runs from base 349 to 1680 and encodes 443 amino acids.
AGUCGCUUGCUGCCCAGGUGCCGAUUCGCGGCUGCAUGCGCCCCACUGCAGUAAAGAGCAACCGCAGCCUCUGCCUCGGCCACCACCGCUGCUGGGAAAGAGUCCUGGGGCUGCUGACGCGGUUGGGAGGAGCCUCGCCUUUAAUGCACCAGCCGCCUCCAGCCUCCUGCAGCAGCAGCAGCAGCAGCAGCAGCAGCUGCGAGUGCGCGCGUGUGGGUGUGAGGGCUCGGACCAUGGUGCAGUCCCACUGGCUCCCCUGCCCCCCUCUCCUGUGAGACUGGCUGCGGGGAGGGAUCAUGGAUACUUGUCUGCCGGCUUCUGGUUCCCACGCAAGUAAGCCUGCUGUCAAUGGAGGAGGACAUUGAUACCCGCAAAAUCAACAACAGUUUCCUGCGCGACCACAGCUAUGCGACCGAAGCUGACAUUAUCUCUACGGUAGAAUUCAACCACACGGGAGAAUUACUAGCGACAGGGGACAAGGGGGGUCGGGUUGUAAUAUUUCAACGAGAGCAGGAGAGUAAAAAUCAGGUUCAUCGUAGGGGUGAAUACAAUGUUUACAGCACAUUCCAGAGCCAUGAACCCGAGUUCGAUUACCUGAAGAGUUUAGAAAUAGAAGAAAAAAUCAAUAAAAUAAGAUGGCUCCCCCAGCAGAAUGCAGCUUACUUUCUUCUGUCUACUAAUGAUAAAACUGUGAAGCUGUGGAAAGUCAGUGAGCGUGAUAAGAGGCCAGAAGGCUACAAUCUGAAAGAUGAGGAGGGUCGGCUCCGGGAUCCUGCCACCAUCACAACCCUGAGGGUGCCUGUCCUGAGACCCAUGGACCUGAUGGUAGAAGCCACCCCACGAAGAGUAUUUGCCAACGCACACACAUAUCACAUCAACUCCAUAUCCGUCAACAGCGACUAUGAAACCUACAUGUCCGCUGAUGACCUGAGGAUUAACCUAUGGAACUUUGAAAUAACCAAUCAAAGUUUUAAUAUCGUGGACAUUAAGCCAGCCAACAUGGAGGAGCUCACGGAGGUGAUCACAGCAGCCGAGUUCCACCCCCAUCAUUGCAACACCUUCGUGUACAGCAGCAGCAAAGGGACAAUCCGGCUGUGUGACAUGCGGGCAUCUGCCCUGUGUGACAGGCACACCAAAUUUUUUGAAGAGCCGGAAGAUCCAAGCAACAGAUCAUUUUUCUCUGAAAUUAUCUCUUCAAUUUCGGAUGUGAAGUUCAGCCACAGUGGGAGGUAUAUCAUGACCAGGGACUAUUUAACUGUUAAAGUCUGGGAUCUCAACAUGGAAAACCGCCCCAUCGAGACUUACCAGGUUCAUGACUACCUCCGCAGCAAGCUGUGUUCCCUCUAUGAAAAUGACUGCAUUUUUGAUAAAUUUGAGUGUGUGUGGAAUGGGUCAGACAGUGUCAUCAUGACGGGCUCCUACAACAACUUCUUUAGGAUGUUCGACAGAAACACCAAGCGUGAUGUGACCCUUGAGGCUUCGAGGGAAAACAGCAAGCCCCGGGCUAUCCUCAAACCCAGAAAAGUGUGUGUGGGGGGCAAGCGGAGAAAAGACGAGAUCAGUGUCGACAGUCUGGACUUUAGCAAAAAGAUCUUGCAUACAGCUUGGCAUCCUUCAGAAAAUAUUAUAGCAGUGGCGGCUACAAAUAACCUAUAUAUAUUCCAGGACAAGGUUAACUAGGUGGACAAGUUAUUACUUAAUAAUCUCACAUGCUGAAUACUAGUCAAACAAGUUUUUAAAUGUUUCUUUGGGUCUUCAUUUGAUGCAUUGACUUUAAUUUCCCUAUGCAGGAAAUGAUUGGAAUAGAAUUAAAAGGAGUCCAACAUUCCCAGCUCCCCAGUUCUAAGAAACUUUUGUCAAACCCAAUAGGUUUGGGACACUUCUGUUUAGAAUUGAAAGCUGCCAGCUAACAGUAAUUCUUCCAUAGUUGACUUGAACUUCUGAUGCUUUUAUUGCCCAGUUUUCUCUGGUGGGUCCAGUGUUUUGUUCCUAGGUGUCUGCUGCGAUAAAAUGAGGUUGUCUGUAGUAUUUAAGGAGAAAAGAGAUAAGUUUUUUUUAAUUAAGCAAUUCCAUUUGAUUGAAAAAAAAACAACAAAAAAUAAACACCGUUUACUCUUAGACAAAUUCUUCUUGUUUUGUGAAAAACCAGAACUAGUCAGUAUCUCCUGCCCCUCCACCAUGUUUUUUUCUAUUUUCCAUUUUCCUUUGAACAAUUUCGUUUAAGCCAGAGAUUUAUUGCAUGACGCUGAGAAGAGGAUGCAGAAUGACGAGGAAAGGGCACAUCAACCCUGCUAUGCUCUUUUUUUGUAAGCUCCAUAGAAACAGCCUGAGAAUUUGGCUAGGAAACUUGAAUGCUUCAGGGGACAGAAAGAGAGCACUUUUGACACAGUGCUUCCCAGAGUGAGCUUGGCAGGGCCAGGCGGGGCCAAAUUCCAUCUGCUGCCUUGUUACUCUUGCUUUUUGUGCUCUUAAAUGGCUCCAUAUAAUCCUCUACUUACAUGUUCCUUGGCUUUUUUCUCUUCAACCUUUUCCAGCUUAUUUAUUCCAUUGACUUCUAAAGGCCGAGUCCUGGUUGCUUAUUAUCUGGUAUUCUAAAUGAAGCAGUUGGAAGCAGUGCCACCACCCCUGAGUCCCUGAGAAAGGCUGGUCUGUUCUUUUUGGGUGUUUCUCCUAAGCAGCUCCCUCCCCUCCUCCUGGUUUUGGUAACCAAAAGUAACAAUCCAUCAACCUCCAUUGUACCUAGAACAAAAAUAGCCAAUAAAAAUGCUGAUUUGUAAAGUCCAGUCAGGCACUUCUAACUCACCCCAAGCUCGCCAUCUGGAAAAACAGACCAGAAGGCUGUCUUCUACAGAAAUGAACUGUGGAGAAAUCAAGCAGCUGUGACAUGAAGUGAAUGAAGUCCACUUGAAGCUGUGGAAGAUGGUUCAUCCUUUUCCCCAGUUGAGGAUCCAGAUUUAUAACUGCUAGAAAGCCAUUUCCAGAAGGUUCUAUGUGGCAUACCCCUGGGAAAGGCACUAAAUACAUGCAAAGGAUUUAUAAACUUAGAGAAGAGAGUAGAUGGGUGGAGUCCAGAAAGCCAAGUCUGGGUUAAUAUCUCUACAUCUGCCUCGAUGACUCAUUUCUCCUAACUUUCAUUUAGUGCAGGGUAAAUGGUUUGAGAGGAGAGGUUUUCAUUGAAAGGGAAAUUUUCUUUCAGUUUACAGAUGUAUUAGAAGUCCUGACUUUCAAGUGUAAUUUGCUUUGGAGGAGGAAAAAAAAAAAGUGAAGGAAUCAUAUUGUCUCAAUUCUAAGCUACUAUCCAUUUACUAAUAGCUUUUUGGCAAGGAAAUAACUGUCACCUUCGGUAAAAACAGUUUUGUAAGAUGCAGCCCAAUUUCAGGAACAUUAAAAUGUGAAAAAGUACAUCUCAGAAUUGAGGGAGCAUGGGAAAAAAGACGAGACUUUCUCAGUAUUACUCAUUUUUCCUGCAAGGAAAGUCUCUCCUUAGGCAUCUCAAGUAAAGUGGCUAAGGUGGAAACUCUCUGGGCAAGAUUUCUGGCCUGACUGGGACAGUGUUCUUGGAAGAGAAAUGAGAGAGUCAGAAACUUCUGCCAGUCAUAGAGAAUGAUGAUACUGCAGAAGGCCACUGGGUUAUUGGCCUUUUACCACCAACUUUCCUUAUGGCCUUUUCUCCACUUCUCCAGACUCAGUUCCUCUGUCUGUACCGGAUCGGGAGUUGGGACCAAUCAUUGUAUCUCAAACUUAAGAAUCAACCCACAUUUGUACUAUUAUUCAUGUAACUUUUUUUUAAGUCGCCUUUUCUUAAAAGCAAGACUUAGCCUCUUCCAAAGAAAUAAUAUGCAUGAAAUUUCAA